Messenger RNA from Gadus macrocephalus (Pacific cod), 9032 nucleotides. RefSeq names its product supervillin a (gene svila). Bases 690 to 7970 code for a protein of 2426 amino acids. The record is from RefSeq and is a predicted model, not a curated record. Gene Ontology annotation, cellular component: actin cytoskeleton; cytoplasm. The transcript has 41 exons. Lineage: Eukaryota; Metazoa; Chordata; Actinopteri; Gadiformes; Gadidae. Gene Ontology annotation, biological process: actin filament severing; barbed-end actin filament capping; cytoskeleton organization. Gene Ontology annotation, molecular function: phosphatidylinositol-4,5-bisphosphate binding; actin filament binding.
GGACCCCGGCUCUCCCCCUGAGUCUCCAAACUCUCUCUCUCUCGCUCUCCUCCCCUCGCUCUCUCACCUUCUGCCUCGUCAUUCUCCCGGGCGCUGUCGCAGGCUCCGCACGGGCCGGUACCUCCUGUUGUUUUUAGGGGUAUUAUGGGAUGGGGCCUGCUCUGCUUUUCUUGACUAAUGAGCUUAGCCUGGACGGGGCGACUCGUUCAGCUCGGAUCGGUCUGCAGCUAGAGGGGCUCGUCUGAUGCAGUCGGAGAGGAGAGGAGCGUGGACAUAGCUUCAGACCCCUGUUUACUACGUAACCCCCCCCUCCUCCACCACCACCUCCUCCUCCUCCUCCUCCUCUUCCUCCCUCCCCUCCUCAUCUGGCAGCUCUCUACUCUGACUCUACCUGAGCCCUCCUCUCUCCCUCUCUCCCUCUCUCUCUCUCUCUCUCUCUCUCUCUCUCCCUCGCUCUCCUUCACUGCCUCAGAUCCAGGGCAGUAAGUUACUGCGUUUGUAUCUGCAUCCCUCUCCCGGGCUGCAGUCUGUCGCUGCCCCUCUUUCCUCUCUCUCCCCCCCUCUCUCUCUCUCUCUCUCUCCCUCUCUCUCUCUCUCUCCCUUAUCUUUUAUCCGUUCCUCUUCCUCCUCGUUUACCGAUCUGGAUUCCUCUUCGUUCUUCUUAUCAGCGCGCUCAUUACGCCGCCAAAAUGUAUCGGAACCCGUGGAUUUCGAAUUACCUGACUCACGUCAAGUUCUGCAGCCAAGGACUUGGCGGAGAGACGCCGGCCAAACUUGGCAACCCGAGAUCAUCCCAGAAGAGGGCUCUCAGCUUCCACAAAGAGUUCUCAGUGGAGGAGAAGGACGACCCUGCCGUAGCCCCCGGGGACAUCGAUGUCCGCCUCAUCACCCAGCUCCCUAAAGUCUCAGAGUUAAGGAAACACUUCGAGGGCAUCACCACAAGCCUGAGCGACUGGGAGAUGAACAGGAAGGAGCGUAUCGCGCGGCGCCUGGAGGGCAUCGAGGGGGAGGGGCCUCCCAGCCUGGUGGCCAAUCGGCUGCUGGAGGAGGACACGCCCCGCUACACCCGGGCCUCCGACUGCUGCGACCCCUGUGCUGUCAGUGUCCAGAGGUACGGCCCCGACGCCCUGCAGGGGCCCCACGCCUACCACCCCGCCGCGGACCCCCCGGCCAGGGGCCCCCGCAGCACCGAGCCUCAGCCGGCCCCCCACACCCUCGCCCCCGGCCGCACCUCCGCCCUCCCCGACCCCGACUCCAAGGCGGAGCGCAUCGCCCGCUACAAGGCGGAGCGGCGCCGGCAGCUGGCCGAGCGCUACGGCCUCUCCCUGGACCUGGAACCCCCCGAGGGGGGGGACCCCGCCCCCCGCCGCGAGGGGGGGGACCCCGGCCACGCCCGCGUCCGCGUCCGGGCCGAGUCCGAGAGCUCGGACCCCCGGCCGCGGACGGGGUCCCUGGGGGAGGACGGCUGGGAGCGGCAGGCGUCCUGCGGCAACGCCCCCGUCAACAGCCCCCGGGCGGGCCGCACCGCCCCCCCCGUCCACCAGGGGCUCCCCGGGACGGAGGCGGGGCGCGGCCGGGCGGAGCCGCUCAGCGAGCGCGAGCGGCGGAUGAACCUGGAGAACCAGCGCCGGGCCCCGCAGGAGGGCCCCGCCGCCGUGGAGCCGGGGCCCUUCGGCUCCUCCUACAUGGAGGUCUCCGCGGCCCCCGGCCUGCCGCCCAGCUCCCCCCAGACGGGCAGGCGGUCCUCGGGGCCCCCCCAGCAUGGGGCCUCCCCGGGGGACCUGUACAUCCAGCAGCAGACCCACAACGUCCUCACGCGCCACGGAAUCCGAGUUAGGGAGCGCCUGGCCCGCGACGGGGGCCGCCAGAGGAGCCCCGAACCGGGACCCGCGCCUGAACCCCUGCAGGCCUACCGGAGGCCCACCCGAGGCCCCCCGACCCAGUCCUCCAGUCAGCACCCCACAGAGCCGGCGGCCCGCCACCAGGCCCCGAGCUCCGGUCAGCACCCCGCAGACCCCCCGCCCCGCCCCCAGACCCGGGCCUGUGGCCCCACCUACCUGUCCGUGGCCGUGGCCCCGGGCCCCCAGGACCCACAGCCCCAGCUCCCCAGCGGAGCGGAGGAGGGCGGGACGGAGGCGCAGACGUCCGGGCUCCUGAACAGCAGGAAGGCCGUGCUGCCGUCGGAGGUCCGCCGCCGGGAGAGGAGCACGGAGGACCCCCGGAGAGGCUGGGCGGACCGGGAGCCCCAUCGGUCCCCCAGGGCCCGGAGCCUGGGCCUGGCCUUGGGGGCGGAGGAGGCCCCCGGGGGAACCAGAGGACCGGGCCCCAGGGGGAGGACCGGACCCGGGCGGGAGGACGCAGGGGAGGGUCUCACCGGACCCCCAGAGCAGGGCUCCCACCACCACCACCACCACCCUCCUCCUCCCGCCGACGACGUCAGACCGAGGGCGGAGGAACAGCACGGCCUCAGAGGCCCCGCCCCCGCUCCCGAGCAGACCAGGGCGGGGCACGCCGCCGCCGCCGCCGCACCGGAGCGGUCCGGCGGCCAGCAGAGCCGGCGCCCCCAGACCCUGGGGUCUCGAGACGCCCCGGACCCCGAGGGGCACCGGAGCAGCCGCGGGGGGAUCAGUAACGGAGGGAGCCACGAGGACGCCCAGAUGUCUGUGGCCCAGCUCAGGCACUCCUACCUGGACAGCACCUCCACCACCACCCCCGCCGCCGCCAACACCCAGAGGCCCGAGCUGGAGGUGCUGCCUGGCCCAGGGGCCCCCUGGAGAGGGGAAAGGGGGCGCAGGCCUAGGCAGUACGUGGAUCCCGGGGAGAGUAGGAAGACCUCGGAGAGGUUUAAGACCCAGCCCAUCACCUCUGCUGAGCACCACGAGACCUCUAGGUCCUGUGUCAUCUCUGAUCUGAGCAGCGCUGAGGCUGACGAGCAGACUCUGGACGAGAGAGCCAAGCUGAGUGUAGCGGCCAAGCGGUCUCUCUUUAGGGAGCUGGAGCGGCGAGCAGACCCCGGGGGGGCCAAGCCCCGGCCCCGCAACGCGGCGGUGGAGCGGAGGCUGAGGAGGGGACAGGACCGCUCCAGGACCCAGCCCGUCACCACCGAGGAGGUGGUCAUCGCCGCCACCCUGCAGGCCUCGUCCCAGCAGAGCUCCGCCGUGCGGGAGGCCCGGCUGGCCCAGGACGCGCAGGAGGCCCGGCUGGCCCAGGACGCGCAGGAGGCCCGCGCCUCCCAGCAGCACCAGCAGGGGGCGACGUCCACCCAGGAGCCCCACACCCAGGACCCCAGGGGCCCCGGGCCCGCCCAGAGCCAAGGGCCGGAGGAGCCGGACCUGUGCAGCCUCAGCCUGGCGGAGAAGAUGGCGCUGUUCAACCGGCUGGCCCAGCCGCCCCCCCGGGUGGUCCGCGCCAAGGGGGACUCCCGCCAGCGCCGUGGAAACGCCCGCUACCAGACCCAGCCAAUCACACUGGGCGAUAUGGAGCAGGACCUCUCAGACCUGAGCUCCGACGGGCUAACGCGCUCUGACUCCUCCCACAGCCCCAUAGAGGGCUUCCACCUCCACAAUGCCCCUGGUACGAGGGCUGGCCCCCACUCUUCUAAAUCAACCCAGUCCGUAACCCUGAGGACCGGGGGCACGGUCUCCACGGACCACGCCGGGGACCUCCAGCUCGCUGCUGCCCCCUCCCAGAGGACGUCCCGGGCCCCCGUGUCCCAGGGGGAGGAGGGCGUGGCCGCUAGGGAGGGGAAGAGGAAGCUGCCGUCCCCUGAGGCAGCGCCCCGACAGUCUGGCCUCCCCCAGCCCCCCAGGGAGAGGAGGAGCAGAGAGAGGGAGGAGGAGGAGGAGGAGGAGCAGAGACAGAGGAGGAGCAGAGAGAGGGAGGAGGAGGAGGAGGAGGAGAGGAGGAGCAGAGAGAGGGAAGAGGAGGAGGAGCAGAGGCAGAGGAGGAGCAGAGAGAGGGAGGAGGAGAGGGAGAGGAGGAGCAGAGAGAGGGAGGAGGAGAGGGAGAGGAGGAGCAGAGAGAGGGAGGAGGAGGAGGAGCAGAGGCAGCUCUCCAGGGAGGAAGAGGAGCAGAGGAGGAGCAGAGAGAGGGAGGAGGAGGAGGAGGAGCAGAGGCAGCUCUCCAGGGAGGAAGAGGAGCAGAGGAGGAGCAGAGAGAGGGAGGAGGAGGAGGAGCAGAGGCAGCUCUCUAGGGAGAGGAGGAGCAGAGAGAGGGAGGAGGCAGACGAUGAGGAGGAGGAGGAGCAGCUGGCCAGGGGGAAGGGGAGGGGGCAGGGAGCGCGGCUGGGCUCAGAGAGCCAGGAGCUCCAGAGGAGGGAGGAGCACGCCGUCGCGCUGAAGGAGCCGCUGGAACUACACUUCCCAGAAUCCCACAGGAGCUGGUCUGUCGGAGAAGAGCCCCCAGAGUCUUCCAGACCAGACCCCCGGUCUGCUCAGCGCCCCCCGGGGGGGGACCUCGCCAUGGACCUGGGCGGAGUCACCUACCAGUUCGACGAGCCUGACCUGGUGACCGACCGCACCAGGAAGCUGACCGCCAGACAGAUGUCAAUCAAGGACCGCCUGGCGCUGCUGAAGAAGAGCGGCGAGGAGGACUGGAGGAACCGCAUCAACAGGAAGCAGGAAGCCGGCGUGACGACGGCGGCGGCGGUGAUGGCGGACACCAGCGCCCCCCUGUGGGAGACGGAGCGGAACCUCCGGAAGGAAGGCGAGGCAGCCAUGGUGAUUGAUGGGUGUGAUGUGUCAGAAGAGCUCUGGGAGCCCACCUUCUCCUCCACGGUCUCGCUUGCUUCUGAGCUCCCGCUCUACACCUACCCCCCCAGCGAGGCCAGCAGCCAGGCCUCUAGAUCCCUGCUGUUGGACGAGAGACAUCCCUGGAGGAGGAAGAGGAUGGAGGAGGGCGACCCUGAGGCCAAGCUCUCCAUCCAGGAGAGGAAGAGGCUGAUGGAGGCACGGGAGGAGGCCUGGAAGACCACCGGCCGGGGGGCCGCCAACGACUCCACGCAGUUCACCGUGGCCGCCCGCAUGGUCAAGAAAGGGCUGGCCUCCCCCACGACCCUCCACUCCUCCCCCCCGGCCAAACCCAAGAGCAGCGCCCUGGCCAUCUCCAAACCCCAGGAGGAGAUCAAGGCCCUGGCAGAUAUGGACUUUGAAUCAGACGGGAAGCUGGAUAAACUGGAGUCUUUCCUUGGCAAGAUCAACAGCAAAGGGUCUGGUCUGCGUGAGGCCACCGUCACGGUGACCCAGCAGAAGGUGAAGGAGGUGAUGAGCCUGGAGGACGAGACCUUCUCCAGGUUCUACCCCCGCGUGGCGGACCCCCCCGCUCCCAGCGGCGGCGGCGCCGAGAUCUACGAGGACUUCGACGCCAUCUUUGACCCCCUGUUGCCACGGCUGACGUCGGACAUGGUGCAGCACCGGCGGGCGGUCCGGCCCACGCGGAACGUGGCGUCGUCCAGGAACCCCCUGAAGAAGCUGGCGGCGCGGCAGGACCUGCUGCAGGAGUACACGGAGCAGAGGCUCAACGUGGGGCUGCUGGAGAGCAAGAGGAUGAACGCCCAGAAGAUGAGUCAGAACUCGGGGUUCUCGGAGGUGGCCCUGGCCGGCCUGGCCAGUAAGGAGAACUUCAGCAGCGUCAGCCUGCGCAGCGUCAACAUCUCCGAGCAGAUGUCCAACAGCGCUGCCCCUUACAAGAAGCUCAUGCUACUGCAGGUCAAAGGUCGACGGCACAUCCAGACCCGUCUGGUGGAGCCCCGAGCGUCGUCCCUGAACAGCGGGGACUGCUUCCUGCUGGUCACGCCCCACCACUGCUUCGUCUGGAUGGGGGAGUUCGCCAACGUCAUCGAGAGGAACAAGGCCAAAGAGCUGGCCAACUUUGUGCAGACCAAGCGGGACUUGGGUUGCCGGGCCAACUACGUCCAGAUCAUCGAGGAGGGCGGGACCACGAGCUCCGCCGCCUCCAAGGAGUUCUGGAAGAUUCUAGGAGGCCAAGCGGACUACCAGUCCGCCGGGACCCCAGACGAGGACGAGCUGUACGAGGGAGCCAUCGUGGAGACCAACUGCAUCUACCGCCUGGUGGACGACAAGCUGGUGCCGGACGAUGACUUCUGGGCCAAGGUUCCCCGCUGUGCCCUGCUGGACCCCAAGGAGGUGCUGGUGUUCGACUUCGGCAGUGAGAUGUACAUCUGGCACGGCAAGGAGGUGACCCUGGCCCAGAGGAAGGUGGCCUUCCAACUGGCCAAGCACCUGUGGAACGGCACCUUCGACUACACCUGCUGUGACAUCAACCCCCUGGACCCGGGGGAGUGCAACCCCCUCAUACCCAAGAAGGGCCAGGGCCGUCCCGACUGGGCGGUGUUCGGCCGGCUCACGCAGCACAACGAGACCACGCUGUUCAAGGAGAAGUUCCUGGACUGGAGCGAGAAGAGGAAGUACUCCAGCCCCACCAGGAACGGCUCCGUCAACGCCGCCGACCACAACGAGCCCCCCGUGUCUGACCCCCCCCGGGCGUACGACCCCUCCCUGAUGCUGGCGGGCCCCGGGGGGCCGAUUCGCACGGUGCUGGACGGCACGGACGUGGGGCGGGGCUACGGCCUGGUGGAGGGCGAGGAGAGGCGGAGCCAGCAGGUCAGCACCAUGGCGACGGAGGUGUGGCACAUCUUGGAGUUCGACUACAGCCGCCUCCCCCAGCAGAGCAUUGGCCAGUUCCACGAGGGCGACGCCUACGUGGUCAAGUGGAAGUACAUGGUCAGCACCGCCGUGGGGAAGAGGCAGAACCCAGAGCAGGCGCGGACGGCGGGCGCAGGGAAGGAGAAGUGCUGCUACUUCUUCUGGCAGGGCCGCAACGCCACCGUCAGCGAGAAGGGGACCUCCGCCCUCAUGACCGUGGAGCUGGACGAGGAGAGGGGCGCCCAGGUCCAGGUCCUGCAGGGUAAGGAGCCCCCCUGUUUCCUCCAGUGCUUCAGUGGAGGGAUGGUGGUCCACUCAGGGAGGAGAGAGGAGGAGGAGGACAUGUCUCAGAAUGACUGGCGUCUGUACUGCGUGCGCGGGGAGGUGGCGCAGGAGGGCCACCUGCUGGAGGUGGUGUGUCACUGCAGCAGCCUCCGCUCGCGGGUCUCCAUGGUGAUGGUGGGCGUGGGCCAGGCCCUCAUCUAUCUGUGGCACGGCUGCAAGGCCCAGGCGCACACGCGGGACGUGGCCCUCACUGCCGCCCGCAGCAUCAAGGAGCACUGUCCUCUGGAGGCGGGGCUUCACAGCAGCAGUCAGGUGACCAUCGUGGAGUGUGACGAGGGGGCGGAGCCCACCGGCUUCUGGGAGGCCCUGGGGAGGCGGGACCGGAAGGCCUACGACUGCAUGCUGCAAGACCCGGGACGGUUCAGCUUCACGCCGCGCCUCUACCAGCUCGGCAGCAGCUCGGGGGAGUUCCGGGCGGUGGAGCUGCUGUACCCGGCGCGGGUCCCGGAGCAGGUCAACCCCCAGCCCUUCCUCCAGGAGGACCUGUACACCGCCGCCCAGCCCGCUCUGUUCCUGGUGGACAACCACCACGAGGUGUACCUGUGGCAGGGCUGGUGGGCCCAGGACAGCCUGGUCACCGGCUCGGCCCGCAUCCGCUGGGACACGGACCGCAAGGCGGCCAUGGAGACGGUGCUGCGCUACUGCCGAGAGAAGAACGCUAAGAAGCCCCCCAAGUCGUACCUGAUCCACGCGGGGCUGGAGCCGCUCACCUUCACCAACAUGUUCCCCUGCUGGGAGCACCGCGAGGACGUGGCCGAGAUCACCGAGAGGGAUGCGGAGGUGUGCAACCAGAUCAUCCUGGUGGAGGACGUCCUGGCCCGGCUCUGUAAGACGGCCUACCCCCUGGCGGACCUGCUGGCCCGGCCCCUCCCCGAGGGCGUGGACCCCCUGCGGCUGGAGGUGUACCUGUCCGACGAGGACUUCGAGGGUGCAGAGGAUGUAGGAAGGUUGGCCUGGAGAUGAGCAGAGAGGAGUAUGACCUUCUGCCCGGCUGGAAGCAGGUGAACGUGAAGAAAGCUAGAGGACUCUUCUAGAAAGUUUGACGGUGGUGAACAGCUGAGUGGGACACACUCUUGUCGGACAUUGAGUGACACACGCACACACACACACACAUGGACAAACACACACGGAUACACAGACGCACACAAACCUGCACACAGACACCCACAACAAUACACGCGUGUCAACAAGAAAGGUUUGAAACUCAGUACUUGGACUCUGGACUUUCCCUAAGAUCUUUUUGUCCUUGAUGGGCGAGGACUCGGGAGCGACCCUGGAUCCGUUUCCUGCAGUGUCGUCCCCCCCCCCCCCCCCCCCACUGGCGCCCGUACCCCCCUCCCUUCCUUGGCCCCGUUUGCGUUUGCGUCAAAUUGUUUGUGUUUAUGGAUGGAGUGAGUUUGAUGCCCGGCUAAUGCUGCCUUAUUUUAAUUAUGUCGUGAAGUCUUGUUUUCAUUAAAUCCUCGUGUGUGUGUGUGUGUGUGUGUGUGUGUGUGUGUGUGUGUGUGUGUGUGUGUGUGUGUGUGUGUGUGUGUGUGUGUGUGUGUGUGUGUGUGUGUGUGUGUGUGUGUGUGUGUGUGUGUGUGUGUGUGUGUGUGUGUGUGUGAGCUUGGCUCACCGCGACUAACCCUCCGCUAUCCUCGUGACUUUGUGCAUUAAAUGUAAUUUAUAUUUCUAUAGAAGGUAUAUAGGACUUUUUGAGUCUUUUUGAUUAUUUGGUGAGAAUCGAGAGAAAAAGCCGGAUGUCGGGUGUCAUGUGAUGUUAAUGUGUGUCCAUUUACUGCGACCGUGUGUACAGUUAGCCACGCCCCCUUUACAAUAACAACCAAUGAGGCUCGGAGCAAGUGGCUCGGAGCGACGGGAGAUGUGUUGGAUUUUUUAAUCCUGAGAUACAGUGUACAGUGCCUUGCUUUCCUGUACAGUUUAUAUAUAAAGAGCCUAGUCUGCAUUUUUGAAGACUCAUUUUGUGACAUAAUGAAUAGUAAGAGAAACUAAUAGAGAAAUAAACGCUAAUUCUGAAAAAAAAAA